Messenger RNA from Leucoraja erinaceus (little skate), 1034 nucleotides. RefSeq names its product contactin-associated protein-like 5. Bases 305 to 841 code for a protein of 178 amino acids. The record is from RefSeq and is a predicted model, not a curated record. The transcript is spliced from 2 exons. Lineage: Eukaryota; Metazoa; Chordata; Chondrichthyes; Rajiformes; Rajidae.
AGACAAUAGGUGCAGGGGUAGGCCAUUCGGCCCUUCGAGCCAGCAUCGCUAUUCACUGCAAUCAUGGCUGAUCAUCCACAAUCAGUACCCCAUUCCUGCCUUCUCCCCAUAUCCCUUGACUGCUCUUUAAGAGCUCUAUCCAACUCUCUCUUGAAAGCAUCCAGAGAAUUGGUUUCCCCCCACCCUCCAAAGACGUACAGGUUAAUUGGCUUGGUAUAAUUGUAAAUUGUCCCUAGCAUGUGUAGGGUAGUGUAAGUGCGCGUGGAUCGCUGGACCUGGCGGGUUCCAGAUAAGUAAACUCCAGAUGUUCCAGAUAAGUAAACUUGGAGAGAAAAGAGGAUUUAAAAUAUGCUUUGUUUCAAUUGCAGGAGGAACAGCCUCAAGGCAGAAAGGAUUUCUUGGCUGCAUCCGGUCCUUGCAAUUAAACGGAGUGACCCUUGACCUUGAGGAGAGGGCAAAAAUGACCCCAGGGGUGAAGCCCGGAUGCCCCGGACACUGCAGCAGCUACGGCAACCUGUGCCACAAUGGAGGGGGGUGUAUUGAGAAGUACAAUGGCUAUUCCUGUAACUGCAGCCACUCUGCCUAUAAUGGGCCAUUCUGCAAGAAAGAGGUGUCCGCGCUCUUGGAAGCUGGGACGACGGUGAUCUACAAUUUUCACGACGCGUACGGGAUUGCCCGAAACAUCAGCAGCCAUUUAUCUGCCAUCUACUCCGACCUGACGCUUUCCAGGGAGAAAAUCGUGUUCAGUUUCCGGACAACGCACAUCCCCAGCAUUCUACUUUACGUCAACUCCUACUAUCAGGAAUACAUGGCGGUGGUGCUGUGCAGCAACGGUGAGUGAAGGAAGCUGUUGAACAGUCCACUUGAGUUUGAGCUUGAGCUUAGCUUAUUGUCACGUGUGCCGAGGUGCAGUGAAAAGCUCCUUGCUGCCUGCUAUCCAGUCAGCAGGAAGACAACACAUGAUUUAGUCAGAGGGUGGUGAAUCUUCGGAAUUCAUUGCCACAGAAGUCCUAUUUCAUUACCUCGUUGUAACC